AUGAAUUUAUCGAAUGAAGAUCGGGAUAGCGAACACAGCGAGGACGAUACCACUACAUUUGAAGUUGAUCAUACCGAUUAUUUUACCACUACUCAGUUGUUUGACUCGAAGGAUGAGGUAGUGGUUUGGGUGAGAUGGGGGGUCAGAGUAAUAUACGGGAAGCAUAAUCAUGUUCCGAUAUACAAGUCCGGGCAUGGGAUGAGUGCAUUGUCUCAGGAGGAGGCGAAGAUCAUUAGUGAUCUGUCACAAAGUCAUGUGCCGCCCAAGAAGAUUUUGGCUAACUUGAGACAAAAUGGUUUGGGUCUCGAUGCUUAUUCGAAACAAAUAUACAAUGAGAAGGCGAAAUUGAAAAGACUAUCUAGGGGUGACCGUACAGUGAUGCAACAUUUGAUUGGGUUGCUUGAGGAGCAUAACUAUUACAAGUGGUUCCGUACUGAUGAAACAACACAUGCAGUUACUGAUUUGAUGUGGGCUCACCCUCAAUCUGUCGAAUUGUUAAGUAAGUUUCCCAGUCGCAUUUUUGCGCCAUGA
Erythranthe guttata (spotted monkey flower) is the source of this 531-nucleotide messenger RNA. Lineage: Eukaryota; Viridiplantae; Streptophyta; Magnoliopsida; Lamiales; Phrymaceae. The record is from RefSeq and is a predicted model, not a curated record.